AUGGUCAAGCAGCAGUCACCGCCACCUGCUGUGCUGUAUAACCUGGUCUCCAACAGUCUUCAGCUACUAAGAUGGGAGGACCUACCCUUACCGCAAGGUCGCUCACUGAACUCAUGUCGGGCCGCCUUCGGAGAGUUGCAGCGUUCAUUGCCCCAGCAUCCACCAUUCAUGCCCAAUCCUUACGGUCCACAGACACCCCUAUCUGCUCCACCACCAGGUAUGAAGCGACCUUUUACGCUCGAACCAGCGUUUCCUGGCCGUGAGAUCAGGCCGAAGCCCGUCAACCCAGGCGCAUUUGGUAUGACUCAGCUACCAUCCAGUGAACCGUCUACCAAACGCAAGCGAGGACGACCGACCAAGAAGGAAGCUGAGGAGAAAGCGGCUAAAGCCCAGGCUGCUGGAGGCAGUGAGCCACCUGGACCAGCGCCACUACAGAUUGCCACAGCUUCCACGAUGCCUGGCAGGCUCGCAACACCGACUACCUCUGCGAUCCUGCCAAGUGAGAUGACAAGACCGAUCCAAGCACCAACCACACGUAUGCCUAUCUCCGCAAUGUUGACCCCUGCGCCACAUACGGCAAGCAGCUCGAGCUCAUCUUCCGGGAAACGGAGACGAGGGAGGUCGACGCGAUCAGAUCCUGAAGGACGCGGUGGCAUGGGGAGUGCGGAACAGCAGUACGAAUCGCCGUAUGCAAGAGCGACGGCAGAUCUUCAGGAUACACCAGCAAGAGCAGCUGUGAUGCGACACAGAGAGGAUCAGCAGACACCAAUCACGUAUCCAGGUCCAAGCGGAUCAAUCGAGUCUGGAGCUGGUGCUGGUGAGGGUGCGGCGGGACCUUCUGGUAGUACAUGA
Recurvomyces mirabilis is the source of this 852-nucleotide messenger RNA. RefSeq lists its product as uncharacterized. Lineage: Eukaryota; Fungi; Ascomycota; Dothideomycetes; Mycosphaerellales; Teratosphaeriaceae. The transcript has 2 exons. The record is from RefSeq and is a predicted model, not a curated record. Bases 1 to 852 code for a protein of 283 amino acids.